UAGCAAGAGAACACGAUAAAAGAAUUUGCUGAUUCAGAUAUGAGUAAAUAGAAAUGAAUAAAGUUGAGGGUUCUAUAAAUUUUAAUAUUAUAACCAUAAUCCUCUUCAGAAAUACAGAAAUUCAUGCUUGGGAAAAUAUCAGUCCCUGUUGAAUAGGGGCUGAUAUGAUUAAAAAAAUGUAAAUAUUCUAAUAACAGCAAUUAUAUAAUUUCUUAGGAUUGCCUUUCAUAUUGUUAUCAUUUAAAGCAAAAUGCGGACAGUGUUUUCACUUUGGAAGACGAAGUUGGACAAGUUUGUUAAGGAGAAAAUUGUGGGCAAGAAAAGAGAUUCAUGAGUGAAUAAAUCAGCCUGAAAUAGGAACAAUAGAAAACCGGUAACAAAUUUAUCCGUCUAACAUUAUCGUAUUUCUCUUCAAGUUCCCUUUAAAGAUAUUAGAUUUCAUCAGAUCAAGAGGGUGCCGUAAUGUUUUCAUGAUAUUUAAGAUGUAAGUGGAGAAGAGGUAUUGAGAUCUGAACGACUGACAAAAUAUGAUCAAGAAUCACUUUCACUUAAAUGAUUCUACGGCCUCUGAUUUAUGCAGCCAGCACAUUUUUGACAACUUGAUUGAGAAAAUAAUUUUAAAGCAUUGAUUCAGUAUUCAAACAAUAUAUAGUCUUUAAACUUAGUAAAGAAAGAAGUAGACGUCAAUGACGUCCAAUUUGGCAAUAAGCAACAUCUGUUGCAUAUAUAAACGCCCUCUUUGAUCGAUAUGGCGUCACUGCUACGUAGGUAAAAAUAAAAGCAUUGAACGUCAUCAAAAUCAUUCUGCAAGAAAGAAAAUCAACAUUGAGCCACGUACUUCCCAGUUUGAAAGAUUGGACUCGUAACUGAUUGCAACCACAAUCGCAAUUAUUACAGAAAUAAAACUCGUCAAAGUCGUCUCUACAACCCGUGUUUAGAAACUAAAUACCAAACAUCAACUGCAAUAAAGGUCAAGCUUCUAAUAUUACUUUUGAAUAAGACAAUAGAGCAAAAAUGAAGAUUGGAUUUAUUUUAUUGUGUCUCAUCUACUCAGCCAGAUGUGAAAGUGGAAGCAAACAGGACAUUUCUCUCUGGUAUAAAGAUAUGAUAAAACAGGGAGCUUUUGAAGGGGAUUUGACUUCAGCUCAACUAGAAGUGAAAAAUUCUAUAGAAAAAAUAAUUAAAAGUUCAAUGAAAAGUAAAAGAUUGUUUGAUAGAGAAAAACUUUUAGCUUAUGAAAAUAUUUUGAAUUUGAAUGACAAUAGGGAUUUUGAGGAUGACGAUGAAACAGAAUUAAAUGAUGAUGAUGAUGGUGAUGAUAUGGAUAACAAUAGCGAGGAGGUUAGUGUGCAUGAUAAUAAUAAUAAUAAUAAUAAUAAUAAUAAUAAUGUGGAGAAGGAAAAUUUUAAAAGUCAACAUGUCAAAGGUGAUAUCUUACUGAAAUCUUCAACAACAAUAGAAUCUAAAAAUAAUGUCUCUGAAAAUACGACAAAUUUAAAAAGUAUGAAAAAAUUAUUAGAUGAAAAGCAAACAGACGAUAAGGCCAAACAGAUUCCCAAAAGAGAAGAAACAACAGUUGAAAUAUUGCAAUCCAACCAAACGAAAACAGUGUUUGAAACAAAAUCAGUUGUGAAAAAGAUUAGCAACAGGAUUCCAAAAAUUUCUAUUCGACAUUUAUACAAAACUUGCUAUAGUAAUUUUUCCAGCCAUUUAGAUAUAUUUUAUGCAUAUGAGAAGCAACGUAACAAACUUUUCCAGAGAGAAGAAUAUUUAGAUAAUAAAUCUAUGCAAUCAAAUUGGUUUUUUAAAAUCUUAUAUCAGAUACAGCAAAGCCAAAUGAUUUCACCUUCACCAAAUAUUCUAAAAAUGUCAAAAGUAUUCAAAAAAUCAAAGGCAUCUAAAAGCAAAUAUAAAGUAAGAAACAUUUUGAAACUUUGCUUAAGAACCUCAGAUUGUUUGAAAGUAUGUCGAUAUUUCUUUGAAUUUCAAAUGUGCAUACCUGGAUUUAAUUGGAUAAGGAAUAGUUCUAGUAAGAACCGUUCUUAUUUAGUUCAAUGGGAAGCUUUUCCGAGAAAGGAAAAUUUUGGAAUUAAUUUUAAUAAAAAGUCAUUCAACAAUGACCAGAAGAAACUUCAAAGAGAUAAUGUCAAAAUAAAGGAAAAGACCAAAGAUGAAAAGAUCAGAGAUGGAAAGAAAAUGUUGGAUAAAACUGGCAAGAAUAAGGGAAAAUUUACUGAAAAUAAGAUCAAAGAAAAUUCCCAUACUUCAGAUAAUAAGAAACAAAAUAAUAGAAUGUCCACCAAAACAAAACUGUCUUCUGAUGAUUCACAAAAUAAAAUUGAAAAUAAAAUAAAGGAAACGAAUGUGAAUGAAGAGGUAAAUAGUAAAGGAAGAAAUGUUCCAGUUCAGGAAAAUAUUAUGGAAACUCCUCAAGAUAAAUCAUUUAAUCAAAGAUUAAAAACAGAAAACAGUGUGGAUAUUGGUAUGGUUAACAAGAUAGUUGAUGAGAUGUCAAAUGAAUAUUUGAUCAAGAUACAGUCACUAGAGCUAGCAGUAACAAAAUUAGAGAAAGAACUGCUAACAGGACAGCUGAGCAGAACUAAUGACCUGUUGUCAUUAUCUCAACUUGAAAGCCAGAUUCUCCAUUUACAGACAAAAUUAAUGAAACUCAAUCAGACAUAUAUCAAGCUUGAACAAGAGAACCAAGAUUUGAAACAUGGUCAACAGAAAAUUUUUGAACUCAAACAACAGAAUGAGAGACAAUUGACUAGUAACUUUGAUGUGAAGAAUAAGAUCCAUAACCAGACUAAUUUAAUCAGACAACAACAAAAAAAUUUUGCUGAUUUGUCUUAUAUGGUACAAAAUCAAUCAAAUCUUCUUAGUAAAUUAACUCAUCGACAAGAACAGAUAGAAGAAGAAAAUAGAAUACUUCAUCAAGUUGUUAUGAACCAGUCUUUAUAUAUUUCACAUGUCUUGAAGACAGUUCAUGUAUUAACCAAUCAGAUGCAAGAAGAACGUAUUCGUGAAAAUACUAACAAAUUUAACAUGUUUCCAGUUCAAUUAAUUGAAAAGUUAGAAUCAUUGAUAUCUAGCAGGAAAAUAGUUGAAGGUGAGAAAAUAGAAAAACAUAUCAAAAGGAAAGGGAAAUCAAAAAAUAUAACUUGUAAAAAACCUUGGAUUUCUGUGGGAAAAUAUUCUCAUCACAAACUAGUGGUAAAACAAAAUAGGUUAAAGUAUAGGUAUUUCACUCUUUUAUCGAAAUCCUGCCUCAUAUUUGAUAACAUAGAUGAACAAUCUUUGCCAAAUUUACCAGCAUCUUCAACUCAGUAUAAAUUAAGAUCAUCUACAGCUGUAGAAAACAAAAACGAAACUAUAAAUAAAACCAUUGCAAGAAAGAAACAGGAAACUCAAAAGAGCUCAACACUUCCACAAAAAAAUCAGUCGAGUAAAUUUAAAGUGCAGGAACCAAAAAUUAAAGAAACUGAAAAAAGCAGUCAGAAUGUAAAAGAAAUAAAAGAUGAACAGAGUGUUAAAAUUAAAAAAGAAAAUGAUACAAAAGUAAAAGAUGGGAAUUCAGAAGAAAAAAAUCAACGCCAAAGUCAUAAUUCUGAUAAAGUCAAGCCAAAAGUAGCUUCCCAUAGUAAAAAAGAAUCUGUUGAGGUCCUUGCUGGUCAGAAACCAACAAAGAGUUCUGAGACCAAUGUAAAGAAUAAUAAAGAAGAAAAAGAGGGAAACAAGAAAAUGAACGAUAAAAACUUAGAACUGAAGGAACCACUCUAUGUUGAUGCAAAACAGAGCGGACCAAAAGACUGCUAUGAUUUAUAUAUGAAAGGAAGUUCCAAGAAUGGUGUCUAUAAAAUAAAACCCAUUGCUACAUCAAAAUCUCUAGAUGUUUUCUGCGAUAUGAAAAAUGGUGGCUGGACUGUAAUACAAAGACGCCAAGGAGGAACAAUAAGCUUUAAACGAGAUUGGAAUAGCUACAAAAAAGGCUUUGGAGGUAUUUAUGGAGAACACUGGCUUGGUAAUGAUAACAUUCAUUGGUUGACAAACCAAGGUCAUUACAGUUUACGUGUGGAUUUGAUAGACUGGGAAAAGAAUAAAGUAACAGCCAUUUAUGAAUAUUUUAUGAUAGAUGAUGAGAGCAAUGGCUACCGUUUACAUGUUGAUGGCUACAGCGGUGAUAGCGGGGAUUCCUUGAGCAAGCAUAAUCUGAACAAAUUUUCAACAAAAGAUGUCGAUAAUGACUUAGUUACAAAACAGUUUGGUGGAAGCUGUGCAAAACGCUUCAAUGGUGCUUGGUGGUAUUACAAGUGUUAUGCAUCAAAUCUAAAUGGAGUUUUCUAUCGUGAUGGUUUAGUAGCAGACAAAAAGUUUGAUGGAAUUGCUUGGAAAUCUUGGAAAAAAGCAAAUUAUUCAUUAAUGAAAGUAGAAAUGAAGAUAAAACCAAAAACAACAAAAAAGGAUUCAAAUAAAUAACUAUGGAAAUUUGGAUAUAAUUUCUGUAAAAAAAAAAAAAGAAUCCAAUUU
Molecule: messenger RNA, 4527 nt
Organism: Octopus bimaculoides (California two-spot octopus)
Lineage: Eukaryota; Metazoa; Mollusca; Cephalopoda; Octopoda; Octopodidae
Biological process (GO): blood coagulation; positive regulation of heterotypic cell-cell adhesion; fibrinolysis
Cellular component (GO): fibrinogen complex
Molecular function (GO): protein-macromolecule adaptor activity; extracellular matrix structural constituent
Source: RefSeq, a predicted model, not a curated record